GUCCCUCCCUCUUCUACCCCCACAGUCCCCCCUGCUCCCCCAGCUGCUGUUGUGUCCUGCCUGGCUGCCCGGUGUCUGCUACACUGCUCCCCGCUCCUUCCCCGGACCCGAAGCCCGCCUCGCACCGCCCCGGCUACCGAACUCCCAGUGAAUGCACUAGCCAGCAACCAUGACAGGCAUCGCCGCCGCGUCUUUCUUCUCCAACUCCUGCAGGUUCGGGGGUUGUGGGCUACAGUUCGAGUCUCUGGCCGAGCUAAUCGUCCACAUCGAGGACAAUCACAUCGACACAGAUCCUCGCGUUCUGGAGAAACAGGAGCAACAACAGCCCACUUACCUGGCCCUGAGCUACAUCAACAGGUUUAUGACGGACGCGGCACGUCGGGAGCAGGAGACCCUGAAGAAGAAGGCCACACCCAAACUUUCCCUGUCAAUCACAGGUGGCGUAUCUCGGAACAGCGUGGCCACACCUCCACGGCACAGCAAUGGCAACCUGACUCCCCCCGUGACUCCUCCCAUCACACCCUCCUCCUCCUUCCGUAGCAGCACGCCCACAGGCAGUGAGUAUGAUGAUGAGGAGGUGGACUAUGAGGAGUCAGACAGUGAUGAGUCCUGGACCACAGAGAGUGCCAUCAGCUCCGAGUCUAUCCUCAGCUCCAUGUGUAUGAACGGAGGAGAGGAGAAACCCUUCGCCUGCCCUGUGCCUGGCUGCAAGAAGAGAUACAAGAAUGUGAACGGUAUUAAAUACCACGCCAAGAACGGCCACCGGACACAGAUCCGUGUGCGGAAGCCCUUCAAGUGCCGCUGUGGGAAGAGCUACAAGACGUCCCAGGGCCUGAGACACCACACCAUCAACUUCCACCCGCCUGUCUCCGCCGACAUCAUCCGCAAGAUGCAGGGCUAGAAAAAAACAAAAAAACAUUUCCCUAUUCCUCACCAGCACUCCCAACCCCAACCACCCCACACUUUUUCAAUGUCAAUAUCCACCCCACCUUGACCAACCAACCAAAACAUAUCCCUAUCCCUUCUGGCCCAACCCUAGGGGUGACAACCCAAACCCCUAUCCCUUCUGGCCCAACCUUAGGGGUGACAACCCAAACCCCUAUACCUUCUGGCCCAACCUUAAUAUGCUGACCACACCGCCCAGAUCCAUGUUAUUCAGUCAUUACACCCACACUGCUGGUGUCUGUUCUAUUUGUGAUGCUUAACGCACUGCAAGUCCCGCCUCUCCCAUCUCAUUGAUUUUUAGGAGCAUAUGCUCAUGUGGGUGAUUGAAAGAUGAACGGAGGUCCACACUCCAGUCCAGUCUGUUGUGGUAAUGCGCCUUAAAGUUGGUUGCCAAGCGCCAUAUAAAAUCAGAAAAAGAAGUCUGAAGGAGGAGAGAUUACUAGAAACUAACUCGGUUUAGCCUUUUAUCUAUGGAUUAAUUGUCAGAGGAGAGGACCUUGUGCAUUUCAGGUAAAAUAACAACCCAAUGUUUAUAUCCCAGGACAAAUUAGUUAACAACAGCAAGCUAGCUAGCUAUUGGCAAAAAUAUUUAAUGCUUUUCGACCUGCCCCUAAAUUAAUAUAGUUGGUCCAUGAUUUGUUUUGAUAUUUCAACCUGCGUGUCCUGAUUAGCGUCUGGUGUGGGGGGACAAAUCAACAUGCGAUGACGCACGCAGACGCACAUGCGGUCUGGUCAGCAUGUAACCUUAAGGGUGACAACCCAAACCCCUAUCCCUUCUAGCCCAACCUUAGGGGUGACAACCUAAACCCCUAUCCCUUCUAGCCCAACCUUAGGGGUGACAACCUAAACCCCUAUCCCUUCUAGCCCAACCUUAGGGGUGACAACCUAAACCCCUAUCCCUUCUAGCCCAACCUUAGGGGUGACAACCUAAACCCCUAUCCCUUCUAGCCCAACCUUAGGGGUGA
Oncorhynchus tshawytscha (Chinook salmon) is the source of this 1910-nucleotide messenger RNA. RefSeq names its product juxtaposed with another zinc finger protein 1. Bases 170 to 901 code for a protein of 243 amino acids. The transcript has 5 exons. The record is from RefSeq and is a predicted model, not a curated record. Lineage: Eukaryota; Metazoa; Chordata; Actinopteri; Salmoniformes; Salmonidae. Gene Ontology annotation, cellular component: nucleus.